AUGAUUAUAUUACAAAGACCACUAACAUGUUCUGUCAUCGAACUAGGCUCUGGUGUUGGUAUAACUGGAGUGCUUUGCUGUAGAUUCUGUCGUGAAGUGGUGAUGACAGAUCAUAACAAUGAAGGUCUCAAGAUAAAGCUGCAGGAAUCUUCAGAUGAUUCUAUGUGUUGUAAAUUAAAAGCCGAGAAGCUGGAAUGGGGUAAGUCAAAUCCGCUGAAUUGCAUAUUACAAGGGCAUCCAGAAGGAUAUGAUUUAGUCCUUGGAGCUGACAUUUGUUUUCAGCAGGGAAAUGUUCCUUUGCUUUUUGAUACUGUUGAGGGCUACCAUGCAGAUUUAAUCUGGCCCAUGUUUCACGAGCAAAAGUCAGGGAUGCUAUGGUCAUCAAUGAAGCAAUUCGGCAUGGUCUGCAGAUAA
This is a messenger RNA of Capsicum annuum, 414 nucleotides long. Its product is annotated as protein N-lysine methyltransferase METTL21A-like. Lineage: Eukaryota; Viridiplantae; Streptophyta; Magnoliopsida; Solanales; Solanaceae. The transcript has a single exon. Gene Ontology annotation, molecular function: protein methyltransferase activity. Gene Ontology annotation, biological process: protein methylation. The coding region runs from base 1 to 414 and encodes 137 amino acids. Gene Ontology annotation, cellular component: nucleus. The record is from RefSeq and is a predicted model, not a curated record.